Molecule: messenger RNA, 1204 nt
Organism: Drosophila kikkawai
Lineage: Eukaryota; Metazoa; Arthropoda; Insecta; Diptera; Drosophilidae
Source: RefSeq, a predicted model, not a curated record
CCUGGAAAUUUGAGUUGACUCCGUUGGGAGCACAACAGAUUCAAUGUCUCGCCGUUAGACUCUCUAAAUUUCUAGCUCAUAGAUUGUUUUUUGUCCCCGUGCUGUUUAGAAUGGAGAAAAAGGUGCUCCUCGACCCUGGCUCGCACAGCAUCGACGACGUGCUCGUCCACUUCGAGGCCUACAAGAGGACCCGUCGCCAGGAGCAGCGGGAGUUCGAGCAGCAGCUGAAGAACUUGAGCUUGAAUGCUAACUGCGAAGAGCUCAACGCGGACAUGGAGGUCCUGCGGGCGGGGUUGCACAAGCUGCACAAGCAACAGGAGCGCCUGCAGCAGCUAUGGGAGCUCAACGCCAUUGAUCCGGCCCCUUUGGAGGCAGAAGUUUGUGAGCCUCAAAAAGAAGACCCAGACGAGAAGCCGGACCAGCUGGAAGUCGCCAACGGGGAGAGCCAGUGCGUCUAUCACAACUGCCAGCGGCGCAUCGAUAACCAGCUGUUGCUGCUACACUACCUAUGCGACCACAACCAGGCGGACUCCUAUUGCCUGUCGGUGCUGGAGGGCGAGCGGGCGGUGCUCUCCUUCCAGCCGCAGAGCUGUGUCUCGCGGGUCAACAAAGUGCUGGGCCUGCUGGCCUACGGUGGCCAGUUGGAGCAACAGCUCGGAGUGACUCAGGGUCGGCGGAAAUUCUACAACGCCUUCCUGCCCGACCAGCACACGCACCUGGAGACCCACAUCCCGGUCGUGGUGCUCAUCUGCCAAACAGCGGCGCUUUCGGUUCUGGAAAGCAAGAAAUUCGAGCUGCCGGAUAGCCAGAGGGAUACGAUCUUCGUCAUCUGGCUGGUGACGCCUAGUGACUGUCAUCGGCUCAAUGCCACGCUCAGCCUGUGCGGCAGAGACGCCGCUGCCCGCACCGGCACCGUGAUAGGUGUUCGCCAGGUUAAUGACUGCCAGGACACCGCUUGCUUUGUUACCGUGGACGCGAACUACUGGCGGCUGACGUACACCGAAAUGGAGCGGCUCUCGAACCAAUUCCGCGACGAGCUGCACCUGGAGAUCGGGCUCACGGAGCCAAAGAACUAAUAUCCCUACUUUUCUGAUUCUAAUUCCCCCUACUCACACUCGCGUUGUCCUGCAGCGCCUUGCACUUGGCCUGCUCCGUCGGAUCGGUCAGCUCCGCGAUUCGUUUGUCCAGCAACUGAAAAUAAAAU